UCUCAUCCGGCAAGCUAUAUAAUUCAUGGAGAAGGCCUCAAAUCAAAAGCAAACAGGACCAAGCUACGACAGCCGUCUCCCGACGAAAUCGCGCCGACACCCAAACGAUCCCGGUUCGCUUCCCUAGCUGCCUCGCCGCUCGCCGCCGGGAUGUUUCUCGUGGAUUGGUUCUUCGACGCUCUGGCGUAUCUGGGGAUGUGGCAGAAGGAUGCCAAGAUCCUCUUCCUAGGCCUCGACAACGCCGGCAAGACCACCCUCCUCCAGAUGCUCAAGGACGAGAGACUGGCGCAGCACCAGCCGACGCAGCAUCCGACGUCCGAGGAGCUGAGCAUCGGGAAGAUCAGGUUCAAGGCGUUCGACCUCGGCGGUCACGCGCUCGCGCGCCGUGUCUGGAAGGACUACUUCGCCAAGGUCGACGCCGUCGUGUACCUAGUGGACGCUGCCGAUCGGGAGCGGUUCAACGAGACGAAGCAGGAGCUGGACUCGCUCCUCUCGGCCGAGGCGCUUUUCGGCGUGCCGUUCCUCGUGCUGGGCAACAAGAUCGACAUCGCAAACGCAUUAUCUGAGCACGAAUUACGCUACUACCUCGGGCUGGAGUACUACACCACCGGCAAGGGCAACGUCGAUCUCUCCCACAACGGCAUGCGGCCCCUAGAGAUCUUCAUGUGCAGCGUGGUCCGGAAGAUGGGCUACGGCGAGGGCUUCAGAUGGAUGUCUUUGACGAACUAGCAGGAGCUCUGCUUUGCAUUAAGUAGAGAAACGGGGUUACACUGUCCAGAACACUAGAUACAGACAUACAUACAGUGGUGGACCUCAAAGAAAAAUAAAAAUAUAAAGAAAAGCCGAAACGCUACAGUUUGUUUGCUACCAGGAACAAAACAAAAUCA
Triticum aestivum (bread wheat) is the source of this 887-nucleotide messenger RNA. Its product is annotated as GTP-binding protein SAR1A. Lineage: Eukaryota; Viridiplantae; Streptophyta; Magnoliopsida; Poales; Poaceae. The record is from RefSeq and is a predicted model, not a curated record. Gene Ontology annotation, molecular function: GTPase activity; GTP binding. Gene Ontology annotation, biological process: intracellular protein transport.